GGUGUUCAUUUCGGAUGAGAGGCAGCCCCAGGCAGGGGCAAGGGCCCCAGGCCGCGGUGGCACAAGUCCUGGGUUCUGACUCAGCUGUCGCCGGGAGACCCUGCGCAGGAAAGAAGUUUCUCCAGGCCUCGUUUGCUCCUCCUCUGCGGGAAGCCAGCAAGAUCAAGAACUACAUCGCGCUCCAGCCCCUCAGCUGAAACGCAGGCCCGGAUACAGGUGAAGUGGACAUUCUCUCCCACAGGAACGGUGCUGAAACAUACCAGCGAACAUCUCCCAGGCCAGGAAGGAGAGCACAGACCCUAUUUGGAUCAAGUCCACCCCCUGAGCCUGAAUGAUGACUGCAGAGUCAAGGGAAGCCACAGGUCUGUCCCCGCAGGCUGCCCAGGAGAAGGAUGGGAUCGUUAUAGUGAAGGUAGAAGAGGAAGAUGAAGAAGACCACAUGUGGGGGCAGGAUUCCAGCCUGCAGGAGACGCCUGCUCCCGACCCGGAGAUUUUCCGCCAGCGGUUCAGGCACUUCUGUUACCAGAACACUUUUGGGCCUCGGGAGGCUCUGAGUCGACUGAAGGAACUUUGUCAUCAGUGGCUCCGGCCGGAGAUCAACACCAAGGAGCAGAUCCUGGAGCUGCUGGUGCUGGAGCAGUUCCUUUCCAUCCUGCCCAAGGAGCUCCAGGUCUGGCUGCAGGAAUACCGUCCCGAUAGUGGGGAGGAGGCCGUGACCCUCCUGGAAGAUUUGGAGCUUGAUUUAUCAGGACAGCAGGUGCCAGGUCAAGUUCAUGGACCUGAGAUGCUCGCAAGGGGGAUGGUGCCUCUGGAUCCAGUGCAGGAGUCCUCGAGCUUUGACCUUCAUCAUGAGGCCACCCAGUCCCAUUUCAAGCAUUCAGCUCGGAAACCUCGCCUCUUACAGUCACGCGCUCUCCCUGCCACCCACGUUCCUGCCCCUCAUCACGAGGGGAGUCCCAGAGACCAGGCGAUGGCAUCUGCACUAUUCACAGCAGAUUCCCAGGCAAUGGUGAAGAUCGAGGACAUGGCCGUGUCCCUCAUCCUGGAGGAAUGGGGAUGUCAGAACCUGGCUCGGAGGAAUCUCAAUAGGGACAACAGGCAGGAGAAUUAUGGGAACGUGUUUUCCCAGGGUUGUGAAAACAGGAGUGAGAAUGAGGAGUCAACCUCAAAGGCUGAAGUCGCAGAAGACUCAGCGCCACGUGGGGAGACAACAGGAAGAUUCCAGAAAGAUUUUGGAGAAAAACGUGAACAGCAGGGCAGAACAGUAGAAAGGCAACAGAGAAACCCUGAGGAAAAAACUGGAAGAGAAAAAAAAGAUUCGGGCCCAGCUACGGUCAAGGAAAAAAAACCCACCGCGGGCGAGAGAGGUCCAAGGGAGAAGGGUAAAGGUUUGGGAAGAAGUUUCAGCCUGAGUUCAAACUUUAACACCCCUGAAGAAGCUCCAACAGGAGCGAAGUCCCACAGAUGUGAUGAAUGUGGUAAAUGCUUCACGAGGAGUUCAAGCCUUAUUCGCCAUAAAAUAAUCCAUACCGGAGAAAAGCCCUAUGAAUGUAGUGAGUGUGGGAAAGCCUUCAGCCUCAACUCAAACCUGGUCCUGCAUCAGAGAAUCCACACAGGAGAGAAACCUCAUGAAUGUAACGAGUGUGGCAAAGCCUUCAGUCACAGUUCGAAUCUCAUUCUCCAUCAGCGGAUCCACUCUGGAGAGAAACCCUAUGAAUGUAACGAAUGUGGGAAGGCCUUCAGCCAGAGCUCAGACCUGACUAAGCAUCAGAGGAUCCACACGGGGGAGAAACCCUAUGAAUGUAGUGAAUGUGGGAAAGCUUUCAACCGAAACUCGUACCUUAUUUUGCAUCGGAGAAUUCACACCCGAGAAAAGCCCUAUAAGUGCACUAAGUGCGGCAAGGCCUUCACGCGGAGCUCGACCCUCACUCUGCAUCACAGGAUCCACACCAGAGAGCGGGCCUCCGAGUACAGCCCCGCUUCCCUCGAUGCAUUUGGCGCCUUCCUGAAAAGCUGUGUGUAGAGCGAGAGUUCCAGAAUUCAUCAACAAGCCAUUUCCCCCUUUUGUUUCCAAAAACUGCUUCAGAGGUGUGUGCCCACGGAGGGGAAAAAAAAGAGGGCCUCAACAGAUUAAAAGGAAGAAAACUCACACUUCAGGAUCCUUGUAGUUCCAUCAGCAGUGUUCCGCCUUUGCAUCGUCUGGUGGGCGUGUAAUCCUCCCACACGAUCCCUGCAGGGAAAAGCUAGUCCUAUGGAGAAUCCACACACUCUUUCCACACAAGAUAAAAGCACACAUACAGUCAGACGUCCAGCUUUUCAGUAAUGAGGAUACCUUUAAGGCGCUCUCGGACUCAGCAACCACAACAUAGAAUCGAAAGAUUAAGAUUGGCUCCGGGAAAGCCAUACUGGGGUUUUUAAAGCUGCUUUCCGCAAACAAGCCCUACUUGGCCAACAUCUUGGUAUACCUUAUUUCUCAAAAAAAAAAAAAAAAAAAAAGAGGAAUCGCUAAAAUAAACUGCAUUGGGACGUGCUGCUCAACCUAGUUAUAUAUACACGAUAAGUUAUAUAUAUGAUCACUGGUAGCCUGCCAAAGCUAUAGAAAUCUAGGACUGUGCUGAUCGGUGUCAAACCAAAGAUUUCUAGCUCUUCCUGAAAGAGGGUAUGUGCACCAGUCUACAGUUCCAAAGGAUCUCAACAAAUGUAGAUGGUUCUAUCCUCAUCGCUGAGAUAAAUCCUCCUGAAACGGCAACAACGAUUCAAAACCCUUCUCUCCCUUCUUGAAAUCCCGAAACACUGUCGCACUCCAAAAUGCAUUUCUCCACAAGUUAGCGCUUGAUCGAUCCUAGACUGUCUUAUACUUCUCUGUUGUCUCGUGUAUGCGAGUUUUCAUCAUGCCCCCUCCCCAGAGAGAUGCUUCGAUUGUCAGGGGAUCCGUCUGUAUCCCAACAGCACUGGACACGGUGCUGAACACGUAAGAGGCACUCGUUCCCCCUGACUUCCAGCAGGACUUCCACGCUUCCGGUGAAGUCCUGUGUCAGUCAUGAGUACCUGAAGUAGGGUAGCCUGGCCCAGCUUCUGAAGCCGACCUUCGGAGUGCGAGCAUGCUACAGCUCCAGGGUCUGACUCUCCUUUUGUCCUGACUAUAGAAGAAAGCCACUGGCUAGCUGCCUGCAUAGACUCUUCUACACACAGAUCUGUGAGUAAAUACCAUGGAAUGUCAGAAACGACUCUCGUCGUCAUCUUCAGAAAAAUAGCAACGUUCCUAAGGCCGUGUCCUGACACCUUUCUGGGGCAAAAAUAUCUUAGCCAGAAUUCUCUUCAGUCAGCUGAUGGACAACGUGAUCAUUUAGGCACUUUCUGAAUCCUUUGUAACUAAAUAAUACAGUGCAAAAGAUGUGAUUUUUUUUUUUUAUUGCUUUUCAGAACAAGGAAAGGUGUGGAGUGCGAUUUUCCACCCCCAUACUUUCCAGAAGCUUUGCAAAAGUAUUUGAUGCCGUUAGCUGGCAAUUACUGUAUUCAUUGCUCCGAGUUCACCGACAAGCGACAAGCUGAGAUGUGGUUGGUCGUCUCACCCCUGGACUGCACAGGGUCUUCUCUGUUUCUCAUGCCUGAAGGCAGAGGGUGGGGGAGGGGCUGUGAAAGCCGGAAGAAGCAACCCGCCGCCUAGAAGCUAAUGACAGACGGUUUUCGGGUACACACCCGGGGGAGCCAGGAAUCAUGGGCCACGUCGGCUGCCCUCAGGGCCUUGGGUGGAGAGGUCUCUGCUCUCAAGAGCGUGUAGAUGAUGGUGGACAGCCCCACGGGAACCUAGAAGCAGACCAAGAGCAGACCCGAAGACUCUGCCCCUCACCGGAGAGCCCCACGUAGAGUUUGAGUUUAUCCCUCAAGAAACAACGAAAACUCACCCUCCACCAGCUGUUCGCGGACCGACCACUCGAGCCCAGCGGCCGGCCGGGCUUUAUGGGGAGCCAGCGAGCAGCUGGGGCCUCAGCUCCAGAGCAGACUUCCCUUCUGCGCAGCAGCGAGUCUCUGGCCUCUCUCCGUGACUGGGACCAGCCACGACCUCCCCGCAGCUCCGGAGCCUGUCCGCCAGCGUUGCCUGCGGCGGCGUCAAGCAGGUCCGGCGGCGGAGGAAGAGCUCUGAAGGCGUGCUGCGGCCAGUGAGCCGCCGCGGAGGGGUCGCUCGCCCCCGCCGGCUCUGCAGCCGAGACUCGCCCCCGGGAAGCCCCGAGAGCUCUGAGGCGCCGGGGACCGCGCACAGCGCCGACUGUUCUGGAGAGGCAGCGAGCCCCGCCUGCGGCUGCUUCCACGUGGGCCUCUCCCGAGCCGCAGGCGCGCGCUGGCCUCACGCAGCCCUCGCCUGUGUUUUAGAAAGUUCAGCGCCGCCUGCGCCUCGCGUUUCUGCCCCGCGCCAGCCACGGGGUGGUCCCCAGGGUUGCCGCGGGUGUGUGGCAGGCGCCCUGCCUUCAAGCAGCCACCCGAAAACGGGCUCUUUGAAGAAGCCAGGCUCCGACUGCUCGUGAAAACCGUUCACGUCGCGUCCGUUCCUCGGCUGCCCAGUGCGAAGCGUAACUGGGUCAUGGUCAGACGGGCUCGCCUCGGCUCCUCAGCGCCGGGACGGUCAGAAGCGCGUGAGCGGCUGCAGUGUGUUCACAGCUGAGGAACUCCGUAGUUAACCAUUGGCAUGCUCGUUGACCUAAUGGAAGUUUUUGAAGGUUUUUCAGAAUAUGCCUUAUGAAAGAAGCCUUGCCAGGACGAGAAGUGCAGUUCUUCAGAUUGCGGGGAAUUUGUUUCUGCUCCGGCCUGGCAGGCAAAGCGACAGCCUGAGACUAUAGACCUCUGAGGCAUCCUGAUUAGUAAGACCCUUAGUAUUCGGUUAAAGGCAUAAAAGUGAGACUGUGCAAAAUUUGUACAGAGAGUUCGCCGUGUUUGACGUGUGUGUCAGUUGACAUCUCACAUACAUCAGAGAAUUCAUUCCAGAAAGGAACCUCAUGAAUGCGAUUCGUGUGGCAAAGCCUUCCAUGCCAUCUCAGCCCUUAGCAUCAGAAAGCUUACGCUGUAAAUAAACUUUAUUAAUAUUGUAUGUGAGGGAAACUUUCACGUAUACUACUCAUUGCUUCGGACAGAAAAUGAAUUCCGUCAGUCUGUUCCAAUCAUGUGAUGACUUUCAGAAACACUGCAGAGGAAGCUCGAUCUUAACCCCAGAGGAUCCACAGAAGAAGAAAAAGAAGAAGAAGAAGAAAAAGUGGGGAAAUGCUAAAAAGAAGGCAAAAAUUGUUCAUGCUGAGUACUUCUGUAUAUUUUGUAUGACCACAAUGUCCGUGUCCGUGUUUUGUACAUCUGGCCCCGGUUGUUACUCUGUAUAUUCCCUGUAGACAGAUAAUGUAUUUUAUUUUAAUCUAUUUGACAGAACACAUCACUCCAAAAGAGCAAAGUUUUGGAGUGAGUGGUGAAGGGGUUGGUGGUGGGCAUAGACAGAAAGUCCGUUUACAGACCUGAAGUGGGGGAAUAUGAGAGAAAACCUUCAUAGUUUGGUGCUUACCAAAUCUGGAGAGGAAAUUAGGAAGUUUCCUUAGGAGAGACAGGUUAAUAGGGCCCUGAAGUGGAACGGUUCCUAGAAACAUGCAGCUUCUUGGGUGUGUUCUCUUCAAAGCCAGAAAGCAGACUCCUUAGCUGCCAGCUCACCAUUCCAGGCAAAGAAAAUGGGUUCUCUGAGCUUCCGGCGGGGAGAGGGGCUUCUCCAUGAAUUGAGAGUGGAGAGUGCCCUGGAAAGGCCAGUGGGAUUACUUAACCUGACCAGACAGUGGAAACCAUAGUCCUGCUUCCCCUACUAACUCAUCUUCAUGCUUAGGAAAUUUGGGAUAGCAAAGCAGCAAGAUGGGCCCUUUCCUGGAAAAUGGGCAUGGAUACUUCCACUUCCUGGCAUGGCAGGAAGUUCUUCUGACAAGGCUGGAGAAGCAUUUUUGUAUUCCCUUUGGCUGCGCUCCUGUGUACCUUCCCUGCCCCCAACUUUCUUCCCUGGGUGGUUCCUUCCCCACGACUGUUGAAAGGCUUUUGAAGAUUUGUAGCUGUGAAGGAAUUUUUUCCUCCUUUUUAUCCUAGAGUAGAUCGCCUUUUCUUCCAGGGUCUGGUCACCCUGAAGUCCUCAUCAGAAGCUAGCUAACCAGGUUCAUCCUGCCAUACUCAUGAAACAUUCGUUACGUGAAUUGGAGUAACAGUAUUAAAACGUAGUCAGACAGUGACAGCAAUACUUACCAGAGGGGCCAUGGUUUUGUGUGUCCCACUCUGAGCAACUUCUCAGAAAUAUUUAUGAGGGGGCUGGGUUCCCCAUCUGGGAAACCAAAUGAAGGUCUGCAGAUUGCAAAGUGAAAUGUAGAAUCAGAGAAGAGGAAAUUAAGUGGUAUAAAUAGAUCUUUUUAUAGAAGUUAGAGUAGAUUUUUAUUUCACCUACUACUGGAGAAUUCAAUAAACAUUAUUUGAAAAGCUUUCCUAACAUAGGUUUAGGUUUUGUUUUUAGAAUGGACACACUACUGUACAUUUAAAAGCAGUUACUUAUUUUGCUACUCAAAUUAAUUUUUUAUUCUAUCUGAAGAUGAAAUUAUCUGUUUUACUUUUCAAAGCUUUGUAAAACAAACUUGAAGUUCUAGGGAGGCUAAGCCAUCUCCAAUUCUGCAGGUCACACAAAAGUUGGAGAAACACUUCGAACGUCUCAUCCGACAGAAUGUCUUAACGUGAGAACAUAGUUUUCAUAUUGUCUGGUCCUGUUUUCACAGCGGAUACCACAAACCUCAUGUUUUUCUCUUUAUCCUGAAACAGUGGAAGGUAAGGAGAGUCAUUAGGUUGACUUCUAAGCAAUGUUAUUUCAACAGCUUUAAAAGAAAUGUCUUUAAGAUUUCUCCCCCCCAUUAAAGAAUCAUGCCUCAUCUAAGAGUUAUACAGUGGUCAGCAGAGCUAAUUGGUCCUAAAGUGAAACUUUCUCCCUUCCACAAGCACGCAUUAAGCAGUGAGGCUGAGUGUUUUAAGGUACUGGGGAAAAAAAAAAUGAGACCUGUGAGUAAAAGGUGGCAUUAAAACUCGGAUUUCAUUCCGGUUUCAGAUUUGGGUUUUAAGUUCCUUGGGUCCAGGGAAGGGACUAGGCAGUUGCAGGCGCCCCCACUCAGGUGGGUCUGUGCUCGCUUGCCUUCCCCCUCACCUUAACCUCUGAACAGUUUAGGUAAGGUUUCUUUCUGCCCUAGCAAGGACAAAGCAUGUUAGGCUUAGAGCUGCUUCUGCUAGUAGCCGGGGUUCUUCCGUGAGAUCAAAUAGAUGGGGGGAGGGGGGACAGUGGACGGUGAUUGUGCAGGAAAAUCUUGGUCUAAAAAUAAUAUGAGUUUAAGGGGGGGUACAUUGCAAGGAAAAUCAGCGAUUAUUUUAAAAUGAACAUAUGUAUUUUUAUUAACUUGUAGUUAAAUAUAGAUUAUUACAACCAGGUCGACAUGAUAAGCCUAAAUAUAUAUAGAGAGCUAACUCAGGCAUUGUCUUGUUUAUCUGUAGACUGGGUAAAACAAACCUUUCCUGUGUUGUCAGUCCCUAGUUUCUUAGUUUAGAAUAAAUUAGACCAAAAGAAGAAACUCGUCUUUGUAUACCUACGAAUUAAGUUAUUACUGUUGAAACCUGGCCUUUCAUUUCACUAGUUGUAGAAGAGUCCAGAUGCUUGGUAGAUGUUCAGUAGGUGAUUUUUAAAUUGAAUCUGUUCAUUUAAAAUCCUCAUUAACCUUUCUAGGAAGGCUGCUUUGAGUAAAUAAUGGAAUCUUAGAGGAAAAGUGGUUUGUUUUUUAAAAAGCUAGGGGACUCCUCUAUUGGAAAUAAUUUGAAAACUUGAUGGAGGACUAAAGUUUCUAUCACGAGAAAUGGCAGCAAAUUACCAUUUACAUGCAUUUAUAGUCAGUGGUCCAUUUUAGGAGGCUGGUGGUGUCUGACAAAUGUUAGAGCAGAUGGGGAAGGAAAUUGUGGGGAAUUGUAAUAAAUAUCUCUAUGUCGUUUCUCUUCUGGGUCAUGGUAAAACAAUAAAUUAUCACCUCUAGGUGGCAA
Molecule: messenger RNA, 8070 nt
Organism: Neogale vison (American mink)
Lineage: Eukaryota; Metazoa; Chordata; Mammalia; Carnivora; Mustelidae
Gene: ZKSCAN1
Product: zinc finger with KRAB and SCAN domains 1
Exons: 6
Coding region: 332-2023 (563 amino acids)
Biological process (GO): regulation of transcription by RNA polymerase II
Molecular function (GO): RNA polymerase II cis-regulatory region sequence-specific DNA binding; DNA-binding transcription factor activity, RNA polymerase II-specific
Source: RefSeq, a predicted model, not a curated record